AUCAUCUCCAGAGGAGACUCCGCGACAGACGACGAAGAAGACGAAGAAGAAGAAGAAGAAGAAGAAGAAGACCGGAAGUUAGUGGAAGCAGAAUUGAACAGUAGCUGAACCCGUGCAGGCCAGCAACAACAACAACAACAAAGAAACAGAAAGAACAGAAGAAGAAGAAGAAGAAGAAGGGAUGGUAAGGUGCGUAACCGACACGGCGCGAGGCCUCGCCUGCAGGGACAGCGCGGCGGCGACCCAUCUCAAGCUCAUCUCCAUCCUCGUCAUCUUCGUCACCAGCGUCGUGGGCAUCUCCUCCCCCGUCCUCCUUGCCCGUUACUUCCGAGGCAAGCCCGCCUACGACAAGGCCGUCCUCGCCAUCAAGUGCUUCGCCGCCGGCGUCAUCCUCUCCACCUCCCUCGUCCACGUCCUCCCGGACGCCUUCGACGCCCUCUCCGACUGCGCCGUCGCCUCCCGCCACCCCUGGAAGGACUUCCCCUUCGCCGGCCUCGUCACCCUCUUCGGCGCCCUCCUCGCCCUCUUUGUCGACAUCACCGCCAGCUCCCACGUGGAGCACAGCAGCCAGGCGCCGUACAAGCCCAUCGGCACCCACGAGGAGAAGAAGCUGGCCGAGCUGGGGGUCGUCGAAUCGGCCGAGCUCGGGGCCAGUUGCGGUGCCGAUCAGGCCGAGGAACUGGUGAAGCUGAAGCAGAAGUUGGUGUCGCAGGUGCUGGAGAUUGGAAUUAUAUUCCACUCGGUGAUAAUCGGGGUCACGAUGGGCAUGUCCCAGAACCAAUGCACGAUCAGGCCCCUCGUCGCUGCCUUGGCCUUUCACCAGAUUUUCGAAGGCAUGGGUCUCGGCGGUUGCAUAGCUCAGGCGGGUUUCAACUUCGGGACGACGAGCUACAUGUGCUUCAUGUUCUCAGUGACAACUCCAAUGGGGAUAAUACUGGGGAUGAUCGUGUUCUCGCUGACAGGUUACGACGACAGUAGUGCUCACGCAUUGAUUAUGGAAGGUCUGCUGGGAUCUCUGUCGUCCGGUAUACUCAUUUACAUGGCGCUUGUCGAUCUCAUAGCGGCGGAUUUUUUCCACAACAAGUUGAUGGAUUCAUCCGGGCCGUGGUUGAAGAAGGCAUCUUUAGUUGCACUUACUCUUGGUUCUACAUCUAUGUCCAUCCUCGCCCUAUGGGCUUAAUCAAUCAUUUUUUGGAAAUAAAUUAGGCAGUGAAGCAUGUCGUCAUGUAAAAUCCGAAUCGCCAAAUAGAACAUGGAUGAAACAUAUAAAAAAGGAAAAGAUGCGUUCUUGAUCUCUGGGUUGAAUCUUCGUAAGGGAGUCAUGAAGUCUGUCUUCGAUUUAAGAAGCUAAUGGAAUCUGUUCCUGGAUUA
Messenger RNA from Syzygium oleosum, 1371 nucleotides. Its product is annotated as zinc transporter 6, chloroplastic. Lineage: Eukaryota; Viridiplantae; Streptophyta; Magnoliopsida; Myrtales; Myrtaceae. The record is from RefSeq and is a predicted model, not a curated record. The coding region runs from base 182 to 1180 and encodes 332 amino acids. The transcript is spliced from 2 exons. Gene Ontology annotation, cellular component: plasma membrane. Gene Ontology annotation, biological process: zinc ion transmembrane transport. Gene Ontology annotation, molecular function: zinc ion transmembrane transporter activity.